UCUAUCCGGAAGUGCCUGAAGAAGAAGUUGAAACCCUCGUGGACUCUGGAGAGCUCACGGCGAUGACGGCCAUCAAAAUGAGGGUUUCCGGCACGCACCAGGCCCUACGAAAUGCAACCGCCGGCAUUCAAGACAAGUACCGGGACAUUCGCCGUCUUGAACAAAGCGUGGCGGAGCUCCACCAAAUGUUUGUCGAGCUUUCUUUUCUAGUGGAAGCUCAAGGAGAAAUGGUGGAACAAAUUCAGUACUCAGUGCAGCAGGCCAAGGAGUACACAGCCAAGGCGGAGAAGGAACUGCUGCAGGCGAGGCGGAACCAGAAGUCAGCGAAAGCGCGGAUGUUUUGGAUCACCGUCAUUCUGAUCAUCAUCGCCGCCAUUGUGCUGGUGCCAGUGUUUGUUACUCUUCUCAAAUAG
This is a messenger RNA of Eimeria tenella, 413 nucleotides long. RefSeq lists its product as uncharacterized. Gene Ontology annotation, biological process: intracellular protein transport; vesicle fusion; exocytosis. The annotation marks the transcript as partial. NCBI's taxonomy places the organism in Eukaryota, Apicomplexa, Conoidasida, Eucoccidiorida, Eimeriidae. The transcript has 5 exons. Gene Ontology annotation, cellular component: endomembrane system; plasma membrane; SNARE complex. The record is from RefSeq and is a predicted model, not a curated record. Gene Ontology annotation, molecular function: SNAP receptor activity; SNARE binding.